CGCGAGGACUGCUCUUGUGCUCCCCAGCUGCUACUCUUCUCGCGUCUUUGCACACCUUGGCUGCAAAAUGUCGUCAAUAGCGGCUGCAUGUGCUCGGUCAGCUCGCGCAGUAUCCGCACUACGUGGUGCGCGGGCUUUCGCUACCGAGACAUUCGCCUCGGGCUCUUCAAGUUCUGCGACCGACUUUCUUCCUGCUCAAGACCGCACCGGCAGCUCAGCGCGACCAAGGCAACAAGCUAAUGUGAGCCAUCACGACGUGAAGUCGAUCUACGUCAGGGCAUGGGACGACAUCAGCACCAUGCCUGAAUUCUUUGCCAUUCUGCGCGGGGUGGAGAGGAGGUUCGGAACCGUGAAGGAGUUUAGGGUUGGUAGGGAUCAUGACGUGACCUCAAAAUACCUCAACUAUUUCAUGUUUGAGUUCGCCGACGACGCCUCCUUCGACCGCAUCCCCGCCGCCGGCACCAACAUCAAGAUCGAGGUCCCCGUCGUCAAAGCCGCGGUCCCGGGGGGUAUCGGCCUCGCCGACCUCGCCGGGCUCCUGGAGCCCCAAGAGCUCGAUCCCGAGCUAGAGGAGAUCAAGCAUGGCAUCUAUGGGCCACCCGUCUCCGUCCUUCCACCUGAAACCUCGGAGGGAACGAAGAGACAGACGAGGAUGGUCGAGGUCAUCGUGCAGCGUGCCAAACGCGACACUGCCGAGUUCCCCCGCAGUCACUCGCUCUACCCGCACCGGCACUUCGGUCCCGCGUUCUACGACUGGGGCGGCUUCUACACCCCUCAACCCGGGUCGGACGAUCGCCCCGUGCCGCCGCUGAUGACUGCUGCGGUGGAGAAGUGGCGCGAAUGGGCGCUCAAGGAUCCUCGGCGGGCGGCGCGCGAACAGGAGGAGGCGCAGAAACAAAGCUCGCUGAGGGUCGCAGACGAGGAGGCGGAGAGGGCAGAGGCGGAAAGGAGGAUGGAAGAGGAUGAGAAGCAUGCUCGGGAGAGGGAGAAGGAGAUCGGGGAGAUGCUGGUGAGGGGUGCAGAGGAGGAGGAGGCGGCUGUGGUGCAACGGAGCUGUCCUUUCGCGGCUGCUAUCCAUAAGGACGCGACGACGACGCGGUUGUCGUCGCGCCGGGAGAAGAUCCUAGAACGUGCGAGGCGCAAUGCGCGGAUCCCUGUGCCGCAGGUGCUCAGGGCGGAGGAAGCGGCGGAGUCAGAGGAGCAGGAAGAGGCAGGGCGGAGGACAGAGGAGGCGAAGGAGGUGGAUGUGACGACGCUGAGGGACCGGCUGAUGAAGCUCAUGGGUGGGAAGUGGUGAAUUCUCGCCUGCGUACGUGCUUAAGGUGAGGGGGCCAUUAGAGGAAGAAAGUAUACUAGUCUCGGUUAAUUACGCUGAAUAGAU
Messenger RNA from Dichomitus squalens LYAD-421 SS1, 1381 nucleotides. RefSeq lists its product as uncharacterized. NCBI's taxonomy places the organism in Eukaryota, Fungi, Basidiomycota, Agaricomycetes, Polyporales, Polyporaceae. The record is from RefSeq and is a predicted model, not a curated record. The coding region runs from base 68 to 1297 and encodes 409 amino acids. The transcript has 3 exons.